Molecule: messenger RNA, 1747 nt
Organism: Phoenix dactylifera (date palm)
Lineage: Eukaryota; Viridiplantae; Streptophyta; Magnoliopsida; Arecales; Arecaceae
Source: RefSeq, a predicted model, not a curated record
CGCAUCCUCCGCCAGAGAAAUAGAGUCGCGAAAAUUCCCCCACAAACCCUAUUCCUCCUUCCUCUUCCUCGCUUCCUUUUUUUAUCUCCCCAUCAACCGCUCAACGCCGGCGGAAUCCCAAUUCAGACCCUCUCGAGAGAGACAAACAAGCAACCCACCUGAUUCUGUUGAUUCUGAUGGGAAGCAAAGGCCGUAUACCACCUCCUCAUUUACGUCGGCCUCUUCCUAGUCCUGGCAUGCUACACCCUGAGGCAUUUGGUCCAGGCAUCCGCCCUCCACCUGGUGCCUUUCCAUUUGAUAUGUUGCCUCGUCCAGAAAUUAUGGAGCAGAAGCUUGCUCAUCAACAUAUGGAGAUGCAAAGGCUUGCAACAGAGAAUGAAAGGCUUGCAGCAACACAUUCCUCUCUGAGGCAACAACUGGCUGCUGCUCAACAGGAUUUGCAGAGAUUUCAGACCCGUAAUGGUGCUGUCAAUUCUGAGCAAGAGCAACAAUUGAGAGUCCUCAAAGACAAGAUAGCAAAGAUGGAAGCUGACUUGAAAGCCUCUGAACCUGUUAAAGUGGAGUUGCAACAGGCUCGUGCGGAAGCUCAAAGCUUGAUUGCAGCGAGACAGGAACUCAUCUCAAAAGUGCAACAACUUACCCAGGAUCUGCAGAGGAGCCAUGCUGAUGCUCAGCAAAUCCCAGCACUAAUGUCUGAGCUGGAUGCUCUUAGACAGGAAUAUCAACAUUGCAGAGCUACAUAUGAUUAUGAAAGAAAACUGCGCAUUGACCACUAUGAGUCUCUCCAGGUAAUGGAAAAGAACUAUGUUUCCAUGUUUAGGGAGGUGGAAAAACUACGUGCUGAAUUGACAAAUGCUAGUAACCUUGAUAGAAGUGGUGCCAGUGCUUUAGGGGUGCCAUUUGGUACCAGGUCUGCACACAAGGAAAACGAUGCAUCUGGGCAUCAUUCUGUUGGACAAAAUGCUUAUGAUGACGGCUAUGGAGUACCACAAGGAUGUGGGCCCUCUAGUGGUGCAGCUCAAUAUGGUGGAGGUCCUGCUGGACCUGCUUCUGCCCAGGCUGGAUAUGAUGCACCCAGGGGCCCUACAUAUGAUGCUCCAAGAAAUGCAAGUUAUGAUGCAUCGAGGAUGGCUGGCUAUGGUCUUUCUAGAGGCAGCAACUAUGAGGCAUCCAGAGGCGCUGGCUCUGAGGCUCCGAGAGGAUCUGGGUAUGAUGCUCCUCGAGGAACAGUGGUGCCUCAGGCAGCAGUUUCUGCUGGCAGCACCGCUGCACCCUAUGGAUCAACGCAGGCACCAUCACCCUAUGGGUCAGCUCAGGUACCAUCAUCCUAUGGGUCAGCACAGACACCAACCCGAGCAGGAGGUGGUUAUGAAGCACCUCGUGGUGGGAACAUUGCACGUAGAUAAGCUGCAACUCAUCACACAAUUUUCUGGUCUUUAUGGAGACUUUCUGGUGAUAGUUCUCUCACCAUCAAACGUCUCUGGCUUAUGGUAUUCUACCCUAUAAACUUGAUAGAAGCUCUCGGCAAUGUUCCUAGUAUCUGAAUUACAACUGGUAUUUGAAUUACAUUGGGUGGGGAAUAUUUUGUGGACAGGAAUGUGCAAGCAGGUCAAUCAUCAUGUGGGAGUUUCUUAUGAUAUUCCCAUUUGCUUAUUAAAUUUCAAAUGUUCCUCCUUUCUUUUUUUUUCUUCUUAUGUUUCUCCAAGUUAUUACGGUUUGCUGGCAUGGAUACCUUUAUUUGAUUGUA